ACUUUCUAGCCUCUGGUUUGAGUUCCUCUCCGGACCUAAAUAUACGUCGCACGCGAACUGUAGAAAUAUUUGUCACCAUGGCGACCAGGACCCUGUGUCAAGUUUUCCAGCGCUGCUAUGCAUCUACAGCAGCGGCUGUGCGUCCACAAGCGGCCGAGGUCCGCAGCCAGCGCAACGCCGUCUUCUCCAGAGAGCAGGCCAGGCAGAGAGCUCUGUACCCUCGCAUCGAGAAGAUAGAGGUGUCCAUGCAGGGCCCGGGGCUGGAUGGUACACUGCUCAUCAUGAACAAAGGGAUGUCCACUCCACUGAGCUGUGCCAGGCACUUGACAGAGUAUCACGUGACCAACUCAGCUCUGGCCCUGGUAGAUGGGGAACUAUGGCCUCUCCACCAGCCCCUCGUCCACUCUUGCUCACUUACCUUGCUCACAUUUAAAGACAGUGACCCAACACUGGUCAACCAGGCCUAUUGGCGUUCCUGUGCUGCUUUGCUGGGUCAGGUGCUGGAGACUGCCUUCAAGGACGACUAUACUGUGGAGUUGCUCAGCACACUAGAGGUGCCAGUCACUUCAGGAGCCUUCUGCUGUGAUGUGGCACUCGACUCUCAGCUGGAUUCAUGGACUCCCUCUGAGGAGUCAUUGCGCUCUCUGACCCGAGGGGCCCAGCAGCUGAUCCACCAGGACCUGGUCUGGGAGCCUCUGGAGGUGGUGCCCUCUGUGGCGCUGGAGGUCUUCUCACACAGCAGGUAUAAACAGGAAGAGGUGGAACAGAAGGCAGCACAAAAUCCAAAAGGCACAGUGAUGCUCUACAGAUGUGGUGACCAUGUGCUGCUGAGCGGGGGCCCUCUGGUGGCCAGGACAGGCCUGUGCUCCCAGUACGAGGUGACAGGCCUCCACAGCCUGGGCCAGGGUCCCUGGGGCCUCCACCGUCGAGCACAGGGCCUUUCCCUGCCUCUGCAGCUGCAGGCUCACCACACAGUCUGGAGGAAACUGAGGCAGCGGGCACAGAAACUGGUCGAGUUGCCCAGCCCUGAGGAAGUGACUCCACCCUCUCUUCCUGACCCAGCUCCACCUCCGACCAGCCAGUAACGACCUCUGUGUAACCUUCCACACACACAUACACACUUUGACAUGUAUCUGAUUGUAUUAUUUGUUCAAUAAAUGUGUAUAAAAAUGUGACAAAUCA
Messenger RNA from Xiphias gladius (swordfish), 1182 nucleotides. It is a transcript of the gene mrpl39, whose product is annotated as mitochondrial ribosomal protein L39. NCBI's taxonomy places the organism in Eukaryota, Metazoa, Chordata, Actinopteri, Istiophoriformes, Xiphiidae. Gene Ontology annotation, molecular function: nucleotide binding; RNA binding. The record is from RefSeq and is a predicted model, not a curated record. The transcript has 11 exons. Gene Ontology annotation, cellular component: mitochondrion. The coding region runs from base 78 to 1085 and encodes 335 amino acids.